This is a messenger RNA of Labrus mixtus (cuckoo wrasse), 4620 nucleotides long. RefSeq names its product GRB2-associated binding protein 1 (gene gab1). Bases 553 to 2919 code for a protein of 788 amino acids. Lineage: Eukaryota; Metazoa; Chordata; Actinopteri; Labriformes; Labridae. The transcript is spliced from 14 exons. The record is from RefSeq and is a predicted model, not a curated record.
AGGGUGAGUUGAGGGAAAGACGGAGCCACCCUGUCAAUCAUAAUUAAGGAACCAUGGGAGUAAACUGCUAGGGAAGCACGGCGGAACCACUGUGUUUACGGUGAAGAUUGUUUUAAUUUGCGCAGAAACAACAACUAUGCACCGGUACACUGUGGGACGGUUUUUACCUGAUUUCGCCAACUGGGAAUCUUUCCACUUUGACGGGAAUUAGCAUGAAGCGUUGCAUAUAACAACAAAAGUUAGCUACUUUCAGUUGCCUUCGUCUGUUUUUGUCCCCAAGGCGUUCCAGUUUGAACAAAAUACACAAGUCAACGUUUAUAUUUGUACAAAAGGCGGUGCCGUCGAGGUUUACAUGAACUCCAAGCUCGGGAUAUACCCGUUUAUUUGACUACAACUCGUGGAAAAUCUGGUCUGUGCAUUUCAGACAACUGCCUUGUCGUCUUUUGCCAACGUGUUCAUUUUUCAGAUUCAAAAAGAAGACAUUCCCUAAAGGAAACGCAGCCAAACAGAAAUCUGCGCUCAAACUCCAGGGAGAGCAAGAAAGAAGCAGAUAUGAGUGGGGGAGAUGUGGUGUGCUCAGGGUGGCUGAGAAAGUCUCCUCCUGAAAAAAAGUUGAGACGUUACGCAUGGAAGAAGCGGUGGUUUGUUCUUCGCAGUGGCCGUUUGACAGGCGACCCAGACGUGUUGGAGUACUACAAGAAUGACCAUGCCAAGAAGCCCAUCCGCGUGAUCGAUCUCAACUUGUGUGAGCAGGUGGACGCCGGGCUGACUUUCAACAAGAAGGACUUGGAGCACAGCUUCAUAUUCGACAUUAAGACCAUUGACCGUGUCUUCUACCUGGUGGCUGACACCGAAGAGGAGAUGAAUAAGUGGGUUCGAUGUGUUUGCGACAUCUGCGGUUUUAACCCCACAGAUGAUGAAGCAGCAAAAGCUGCUCACCAGGCGGUCAUUGGAGGCCUGGUGGUGGAUACCCCCCCUCACCCAGCACUGGGUAAUAUUGUCGGCCCAGCAGCAAUGCUGACCAAUGUCCCCCCUCCAUAUCAGCCUGUCAGUGUGCGACACCUAGACUCACAGUCCAGCACAGAGGAGCCCCAGGAUUACCUGUGGCUGGUCAACUGUGAGAGUAAAAAGCCAGAGCCCAACAGCUCAGUGCAGCUUCACUCUCCAUUGGAGGGAGACCAAGAGUAUUUGCUCCUGGAGGAGUGUGAGAGCAAGACUCUUCCUCCACAGGCUAGUCUAGCCCAUGCUGAGUGUUCAAAGUCUACCUCUUCAGAGACAGACCUGAAUGACAACGUCCCCUCUCACCGCACACCCACCUCCUCCACCUCCUCUGCUAAACACACCUCGCACAAUGGCUUCUUCCCACAGCACCCGGCCCCAGCCUCCGCCUCUUCCAUCUACGACUCGCCUCCAUCACGCGGUGCCUCGCUCUCAACAGACAGUGGCCUUUACCACCUCCCCCGCAGCUAUUCCCAGGACACUGUGCUGCUCCCAAAGUCUGCCUCCUCCCCUUCGGCCAAUCCGGACUGCGGGGAAGGCUCCGAGCUCUAUGUCUUUAACACUCCGUCGCGGAAGCCCUCAAUGGAGUCACAAAUACGCAACCUUUCCAUCAGUUACGAUAUCCCGCCUACGCCUGGUGCGAACUGUACCUACCAGGUGCCCCGCACUUUGUCAGUGUCCACGGGUGUUGGAGGCUCAGAGGGAGGGGGAGAUGUAGUACCCCCUCCAAGACCACCUAAGCCUUCGCUCAGUUCAUCCUCAGGACCCCCACCUCCCCCUGCUGAGCGCUCACCUACGGACACCUAUCAUGUGCCACGCUCAGCCUCAGAGACUGACGGAAACUACUGUGUACCUACUAGUGCCGGGAAUAAGGCUUUACGAAGCAACACUAUCGGCACUGUGGACUGUUCACGCCUACGCAAAGAUUUUGGAUCCCAGGACUGCUAUGACAUUCCUAGAUCAUUCCCCUCUGACAAAAGCUGCUCUUUCGACUUCAAUGAAAGUUUCAACAGCUACUUUAAAAACAAAGGAAUGAUGCCAGUGGGAAGCCAGUCUACAGAGGAGGUUGACCAGAACUACGUACCCAUGAGCGCCAACUCUCCCUCACACCAUCACUCAGGCAGUUUGUCAGAGCCGAUACACGAACCCAACUAUGUGCCCAUGACCCCAGGCACCAUGGAGUUCUCGUCCCUUGGAAAGCAGGUCCCCCCUCCUGCCCAUAUGGGCUUUCGCUCCAGCCCGAAGACCCCACCUCGCAGGCCAAUGCUCAGUGACUGCCAGCCCCCACCUGUGGAUCGAAACCUCAAACCUGAUCGCAAAGGUCAGAGUCCUAAAAUAAUAAGAGCAAAAGGUGUUGGUUUAGAGCGAACCGACUCUCAAACCGUAGGUGAAUUCCCGAGGGGACGACGCAAGGCAAAACCCGCCCCAUUGGAGAUCAAACCACUGCCUGAAUGGGAGGAGCCCUGUACGCCUAUCCGCUCGCCUGUCACACGGUCAUUCGCUCGCGAUCUCUCUAGGUUUCCAAUGCCAUCAAGACCCCUGUCAGUGCAUAGUACGGCCUCCAGCACUGACUCCGAAGACUGUGAUGAGAAUUAUGUAGCCAUGGUCUCUAAUAUGUCCACAGAUGAACCAAACAUGAAGCUUGGUGCGCCCAUGACUGGGGAUGGUGGGAGCAGCCCAAUGGUGAAGCCGAAGGGAGACAAACAGGUGGAGUACCUGGAUUUGGAUCUUGAUUCUGGCAAGUCUACCCCACCUCGGAAGAUGAAAAGCAAUGGAACUGGCAUGGCAGCAUCAGAUGAGCGUGUUGACUACGUGGUUGUGGACCAGCAACGGACACAAGCCCUUAAGAGCACCCGGGAGGCCUGGAACGAUGGCCGCCAAUCCACAGAGACAGACACCCCUUCCAAAGGAUCCAAGUGACCAUCGUCCUAAAUGCCAGCCCAGCCACCAAACCCCCAAACCACUUGGCCUUUCACAAUACUGCAGGCUGUGGUUUGUGCUUAAUGAUGGCCCAGCUGCCAUGUUCCACCUCUGCAAGAUCCUUAGUAUGUAAGGGCCAGUGGUGCUUUAUAGCCAAUCAACUGUGUUUAGUCUACACUGCUGUCGGGCAUAUGACAGCUCUUUUUCCUGCAGUUGUAGGACGGGGGUGUGAGCCAGGAAUAAGCUGAUUGUAGGUGGAAUGACUGGAUAUGUCAAUGGAGUAUGACUAAAGCCGACUUUGAACAUUCACUGCCUCCUAUUUCGGAUUUAAGUUUUCCUAUUCUGUUGUUCACCUUUCAAUGGCCGAUUGGCUGAUCCAGAUUUUAACAUUUCCUUAAAUUAUAAUGCUGUUUAUGUUGUUUUGGUGUGUACGUUAAAUCACUUGGUAACAUGAUCAGGAUACUAUAUCAAUGCAACAUUCUGCUAGUUAGCAUAUCUGGUUAACAUUUGGGAAUUUUCAGUUUCUGCUGUUUGUACAGGGGGAUGUUUCCAUGGGCAGUGUUAUUUGGUCAAAUUUAUUAAACCAUUAACCAUUUCUUCACAAAGUUAUAGUGGAAUGCUUAAUUGACCUCGGUCUGUGUCCUAGGCUCACUUCAACCCUGAUCCCGAAGAUAACCCAGUAUGACAGCGUUUUAUAAUUUCUUUCUUCCAAUGCAAAGGCAGUAGAACUUGUUAAUUUCAUGUAUAACCAAGUGCUUUAUUUAAGCUUUGGAUUCACUCAAGGUUUAAUCCACUGAACAUGAUUUGAUGUCCAUUUACUUAGUAUGUGGAGAUGCUCCAAUCUGUUAUAAUGGAAGUGCAAAGACUGUACAAAAGUAUUAUGUAUAUAAACAGGAAAAGUGACCUUUAUUUGUAUGGAAUAUCCAGUGUGUUUGACUCGAAGAUAUGUGGAUUCUGCAGGGUAGAAUUCUGUGCCUGUCUGUGGUGGUAUCAGGUCUUGUGAUUAUGAAUGAAUUACUGUGAGUUUUAAAAAGAACGUUACAGGUUUUCUAUAAGUUAUGCAAAGGUAUCAAACUUAGACUAGAGAGAGAAAAAAUCAGGUACUCUUUAAAGAUGCAAACUAACACAACUAUCCAUUUCUAGUUUUUUCUUAAGUUAUUUCAUAAGGUGGAUUUCCUGUCCACUUUUAGCUCAGUAUUCUUGAUUCAUAUGGAGGAACAUUUGCUAAACUCAGAAUGCGUAGUUUGACAAGCGACGGUCAAUUAGUUUCACAAGUUCAUUGAUAGUCCUCAUAUCUCUCUCCUCUUGGUUUAAUUUAUUUCAAAUUUAAGUGGCAUACAGUUUUGGGAAAUUGACUGCCUCAUUUAGAAAACUUGAUACAUCUUUUAUAUACAGUGAAAAAGGCCUUAUGUCUGCAAAGAUCUCUGCUUUACUAACCUGUGAACUGUCACUCAGACAUCCCGCGCAUGUGCUACCACAAGGUAAAAUCAUUGCUGUACAUAUUUUGCCAUCAAAAAGAUUAACAUGUAUCAUUUGAAAAUGUGCCUAUUGAGUCAUCUUCAUUCUACUUCACUCUUUCCUUUUUGCAGUCUCUUUGUGAUAUGAUCUGCAAAGCUGAUGACGCUUUACCUUUUUUUAAUGAAUCUUGACAGAAAAUGUAAAUUUUAAAAGUGGACUAAAUAAAAUCCAACCUCUUAUGCA